AUGGGAAACUACAACUUCAUUGUAUCUGGUGCUUUGAAUGAUGCUGCAGCAAAGAAGUAUGAUCUAGAAGCAUGGUUUCCAGCCUCUCAAGCUUACAGAGAGCAAGUGUCCUGUUCAAACUGUACAGAUUAUCAGGCUAGAAGAUUAGAAAUUCGAUAUGGUCAGAAAAAGAGCAAUGAGCAGAUGAAGCAAUAUGUUCAUUUGUUGAACUCUACUCUCAUGGCUACUGAGAGGACCAUUUGCUGCAUACUAGAGAACUACCAGAAGGAAGAUGGGGUAGAGAUACCAGAAGUCCUUAGGCCAUUCUUGGGGGGAAAGACUUUCCUGCCUUUCAAGAACCAACCAUCUAAUGAAGCCAAAGGGAAGAAAUCGAAGGCCUAAUUACAUUUUAAGUCAGUGAUAUUUUUGAAAAGUUUUCUAAAAUACGUUCAAUUUAAUUUAAUUGAGCUGCUCAUAUACUAAAUGAGGGCUAGAGUUUUUAACCUGGGCUUGUAGUGGGGGCUAGAGUUCUUUAUCAUUGCUCAUAACGUUCAUAGGUUUUACGCCGCGGACUGAUUCCCAUGUUUCUGAAUCUCUAUUAUUCGACGGUCAAAUAGUUUAUUCAUAAAAAAAAAUUGUCAGAACCUCCUACGGUUCCUUUUUUA
This is a messenger RNA of Vigna angularis (adzuki bean), 644 nucleotides long. RefSeq names its product serine--tRNA ligase, cytoplasmic-like. Bases 1 to 381 code for a protein of 126 amino acids. The record is from RefSeq and is a predicted model, not a curated record. Gene Ontology annotation, cellular component: cytosol. Gene Ontology annotation, molecular function: tRNA binding; ATP binding; serine-tRNA ligase activity. Gene Ontology annotation, biological process: seryl-tRNA aminoacylation. The transcript is spliced from 3 exons. Lineage: Eukaryota; Viridiplantae; Streptophyta; Magnoliopsida; Fabales; Fabaceae.